This is a messenger RNA of Equus quagga, 1340 nucleotides long. RefSeq lists its product as uncharacterized. Lineage: Eukaryota; Metazoa; Chordata; Mammalia; Perissodactyla; Equidae. The record is from RefSeq and is a predicted model, not a curated record. The transcript is spliced from 4 exons. The coding region runs from base 1 to 1251 and encodes 416 amino acids.
AUGUCAGGAGCAGACUAUGUCGAUGGCUUGGGAUGCAACAAAGGGAUGAUUCAUGCCCUGGGUAAGACACAGCAGGACGACCUGCGACCGGUCUACAAGGCUCUGUCACGUCCAGUCGUUUCCCGAGGCCUAGAACGCGCCGACACGGGCUCCAGGCCACACAGUCAAGAACCCUGGUCCUUCCAACCUCGCGCACAGGGCGGCCUGAGGCUCCAGGCCGACACCUUUCAGCCGGGGCGUGAGAGCGCGGGUCGGAGACGCCGGGGCUGCAGAGAACGGAGGCUGACGCCGCGCGCCCCUGCCCAGCCUGCGGCGGACGCCACCGGGGGACUCGGAGCGACCCCGCCGGGAACUCCCUCGCGUACUGGGCCAGCCUCUUGGCCACCAUUCCCGACACGCCUUUCGCUUCAUGGCCCAAUUGCCAGAAAUCGCCGGAAUCCACUUCCGGUCCGUUCAAACGCGGUGGGCCCGGGAGGAGAGUCGGGGCUCCAGGACGUGGGGAGUGGUUUUCGGCCCGGGGACCUGGCCGGCAGCGCCCCCUUCAGUCUUUUCCUACGGGCGGAGGCGCGUUUGCGCCCUUGGGGAACCGUCUGGAAUCCUGCUUCCGGCGCGGAAGGUAAAACCGUUUGGCCUGGGGCGGCGCGGUUCGCUCCGCGGCGGGGAGCGCUGUGUGAACGGAAGUGGGGAGGGUCCGAGGGAGGCGGUAGCCGUGGACGCCCUGCUGCCCCCCGCUCGGGAAGCCGGGCGUCGGGGUUUCCUCAGCUCCCGCCCGUCUUUCUGCGCAGCCUCAUGGAGCCCGAGAGGGGAAGGACCGGGGCGCUCCUCCAGAAGGGCCGGAAGAGGAGGCGCGCCCCGGGCAAGCACGUCAGGGCGGCCGAGGCGCGGAGAGCCCGCUCGGAACCUGAGGAGAGGCGGCCCGGAGCCAAGGCUGUACCGUAUAAGGGAGAACACACCAUGAAGGGCUUUUCAGACUUUCUGGAAAGUCAAAUCAAGACCAGGCUUGAAGAUGAAGAUGAGCUAUGGUCUAUUGGACAAAGUGAAGUGAUAGAAGAGGAGGUAUUAGCUGAGGAAGAAGAGGUACCUUUUAUGCAGAAAGAGUUACCUGAGCAGAAGCUGCCUGAGCUGGAGAAUGGGACCAAGCCGGAAGAGCCAGCUGAACAGAAGGAAACAGCUCAGAAGGAGGAAAGGGUGGCUAAGCCAAAAGGACCUCCAAGACAAGAGAAGAAACCACGAGUCAAGGAAGAACUGUAGCUUCUCCAAAGCCAGGAGGGAAGGUGCCCAUUUUCCAGGUCCUGGCAUCAGUUUCUAAGUGGAGCUACUCCAAUAAAAUUAUAUAUCAU